CUAAUCCUCUUCCUAUAUCUUUUUCCCUUUCCCUUCCUAUCUUUUUCAUCCUCCUUUGUUUACUUUUCUCACUUUCUCGUCAAUGUAACAAUUACAACGUUGUCAUGAUUCAAACUAAUCGAUUAUAAAUUGACACAUCAAGAAAAGUGAUGUGAGGCUUCUUUUGCCUUCUUCCUUGAUUUUUUCAUCUUAAAUUAGUCAUCUUAAUUUUAUGAUUAUAAAUUUUCAUCACACUCUUACUAAUCUUAUUUUUCAGUGAUUCAAACUAGUCUAUGUAACAUUUAUCUUGAAUUUAAAAAAUUAAGAUAUGAUCAUGAAUUGUAAUGUUAAAUAAAAGUAAAUUAUUUUCUUUUUUUAUCUUAAUUGGUUUUAUAUGUUCUAAGCAUGCAACUUCAACAUCAGAUAAAAAGAACCAAGAACAUUUUCAAAAAUGGAGUGCUUGAGGGGGAGGAAGCCCGCAUAACACCGGUUGGUGCAAGGCAGGACUUUCCUUUCAAGUCCCCUCGUGGGUUAAUAGUUCAACGUCGGGAGAUAGCACGCAAUGGCGACGAUGUUUCUUUUUUCACCACACGGGGGAAACGUCGGAGAAAGACCCCACAGCCUAAAUCCCCCACUUCAAGGGAGGGUAGAGUUUAGGGUUUGAGUUUAGCGUGCCUCUCCCGACCCCACACCCCCAAGUUAGAUGAAUCUCCGCCUUUGUGCCACUAUAAGGCUUUAAAACUGGGUAUUCUUAAUCGAUGUGGGACUUGUAUCAACCGACGCCUUUAACAGCUCCAAGCCCGGAGUUUGCUUUGCCGAGCAGCAUCUUGUUCAGUCUAGCUCUAGUGUCUCCCCCUGAUGUGCAUUACAUGUGCAAGUUAUUGAGUCUGUGAAGUGUAUAGCUUUGUUAGAUCGGGUGAGCUGAGGAUGUACAGAGUUUCUUGUUCAGUUCUAGCUCUAGUGUCUCCCCCUGAUGUGCAUUACAUGUGCGAGUUAUCAAGUCCGUGAAGUGUACAGCUUUGUUACAUCAGGUGACCAGAGGAUGCACAGAGUUUGUUUGAUGAAAUGUCUGGCUAAGAUUUGACAUCGUGGGAUUCUUUAAUUUCAGUAUUUUUCACUUGGGGGCCGGGGGCCAUACAAGCAAAAAUGCUACGAUAUGUUCUGUAGAAAGAGAUUUGAAAUGGGUAUGCAGCCAAACUGUCAUCGCAGAAUUUGGUUUCAUGGAAUUCAAUAAUUGCAGUCUAGAAUU
Molecule: messenger RNA, 1228 nt
Organism: Rubroshorea leprosula
Lineage: Eukaryota; Viridiplantae; Streptophyta; Magnoliopsida; Malvales; Dipterocarpaceae
Source: the annotation of a GenBank genome assembly